This is a messenger RNA of Bemisia tabaci, 1476 nucleotides long. RefSeq names its product mitochondrial translation initiation factor 3 (gene mIF3). The record is from RefSeq and is a predicted model, not a curated record. NCBI's taxonomy places the organism in Eukaryota, Metazoa, Arthropoda, Insecta, Hemiptera, Aleyrodidae. Gene Ontology annotation, cellular component: mitochondrion. Gene Ontology annotation, molecular function: ribosome binding; translation initiation factor activity. Gene Ontology annotation, biological process: ribosome disassembly; mitochondrial translational initiation.
UCUUAUCACCACAAUGCAGUUGGCAGUAACGAGGAGCUGAGUAGUGAACCGUCAAAACGCUUGAAUCACGCAUGGUACAUGCCCCAAAUUCAUGACAUUUUUAGUCAAAGAUUUUCGUGCGAAGUAGCGGUUUUGGAAAAGAAGCCUUGCACAGUUAAAAAUUGUGUGUGACCUAUGUGAAUUUUUCGACAUCAAGAUGUUUGCAAUGAGAGCUCUCUCACUUAUCAGGAAGACUCCUACACCUGGUGCAUACCAAGAUUUGUUAGCUGUAGACAUUUGCAAAGGUUUUGGUGUUUCAUUCGCAAAUAAAAGCAGAAGUGAAGGCGCGCGCUUCGUGACUACUUCUUCCCUCCAUUAUUCAGACAAACCAAUAGUAUCAAGAAUAAAGGACACAGCUGAGGAUGCGAAGAAACAAAAGCAAAGUGAGAAGAAGAAGCGGGACUUCAUUCCGAAGAUAACUGUACUAGAUACUAAUGGGAAUAUCAGUGUGUUGACUAUGACUGAAGCAUCAAGUUUAGCAGAACGAAGAGGCCUAAAGUUAGUUUAUGUACGUGAUGACACGAAAUCAGGCCGAAAGGAAUACAAGUUAGUGUCCAAGACAGACUUGGUGAAAGCAGAGUUAGCAGAGUUAGGAAGUGAUGAAGAGAAAUCUAAGAAAACUUCAGAAAGAAAAACUAAGUUAGUUGCAGUAGCUUCAAAAAUAGAGGAAAAUGACUUAAAGGCUAGAAUAAAGAAGAUGCAUCAAUGGUUAGAGAAGAAGUAUGAGACUCGAGUGACUAUAGAUAUUGUGCAUGGAGAUUCAGCUAAGGCUGAGGAAAUAUACAAGGCAUUUGAACGAGAGUUUGAGAAAUUAGGGAGACUGCGACAGAAAGUUGUGAAAGAGGACAGCAUUAAAUUUGUUUUACUACCUCCAGCAGAGGAAAAAGAAAAACCGAAAGAAAAGAGAAGAAAAAAGCAACCGGCAACUGAUGAACUUUCAGAGGACAAAGAGACUAUAGCACCAUCUUAAAAAUAUGUUCGUUUAAAGUUGCCUUAAUUUGUUAAAUUUAUUUUGUUCCUUAAAUUUUUUUGUUCACUUAGGUUAGUAAAACUUUGAUGCUAUAAUUAACAGUGAUAUGUUGUUUCAGGAAUGUUAAUUUGUAAAUUCCUUCCUAAAGUUGCUGCAAAACAGAUUUUCAAAGAUUUUUUCUAAGCAUUAUGAACUCUUGAGAUCCCUAUUAAUAAAUUAUAUAGGAUUUUCAGGACCUUUUUAAGGUAGAUAUUUGAUGAAUGCCUCAGUGGCUCCUUAUUUGACUUACGAAUGAUCUGUUGAUAUUUAUGUUAUGUACCUAAUUUUAAACGGACUCAUUUUCUCUGUCCUCUUAAAAAAAAGAGCACUGGUUUGUUCUGGCUCGUACUGUAAUAAAAUGUAAUGUAAAUUCAUCCUUACUUCUUGUAAUUCUUAGUUGUUAUAAUAAAUAUUUUUUGAGAUUGAAA